UCUCUCUUUCUAUCAAUGUAGAUAAUUUUAAUUUUGGUUUACUUUAUUUUCCACUUUUCUAAUUCUAAAACUGAGCAAAGGCUAAGAAAUAAAUUAAAUUAAAAUUGACGUUACUCUACAAUGGUAGAGACCGUCGGCUAUUUCCGCGCAGGAAUAUCGAUCGACCGAUUCGCUCUAGAGACGUACACCGAUAACGUGUCCGGUGGAUAAAACAGCGUCUUUUUACUGCGAUAUUGUUUGUUUUUUAAUUGCUCGGUCGAUAAAGUGAAUCGCCGUCCGAUAGGGCAUGCGGCCUGAUGCAGCCCGUGCGGGAGCGUUUCGCGCCGUCGUGAAUCGCUCGCGGUCGAAAUCGUGGGGGAUGAUAUGUUUCACCCUCGUGGAAUUUUCUACUUUCUCGGUAGAAGGAUAAGAAAGAGAGACAGAGAAAGGGAGCGAGAGCGUCAGUCAACGCGCAUCGAGUCGUCGAGAGUCUUGAUACCAUAGCAAACAACCGCGGCAACCUCGAUCCGCCUUCGCAAAUGAUAAGAUAAAGAAAGCUUUGGAUUCCAUUGUAAAAAAAAAGACAUCGGUUUGGAGGCAAUGAAAUCGUCGAGCCAUUUGCACUCAUCUCGAAAGUGCUGUCUGUAAAGCAAGCUGCAUUGACUGGAAUAAAUGAUAGUUCGAAGACGUUAAGUCAGAUGUAAGAGAAACGACGUAAACGUCGUGGAGAAAGUACACAUUAAAUGCGCGAACAAAAUUAUACGGGAUACAUAAAUGACCGCCUGUUAUGUAUCUCCAGAAGUGACCAUUGUCUUGAGCCAGGAAGAGAUUCGUAAGAGAUACCAAGAUACCGCGUUGAUAAUAUUUAAGGAGGAACAAGGCAGAAAGAAGAAAAUCGUUAGUUAUCUUAGUUUUGGAAAUAGUCGCAGGACAAUGGAAUAUAGUAACAACGGAAACCACCCCGUUGUCGUACGCAAACCUGUAGACUCUGUGAUUACACGGAAUGCUCACUUAGCCUCACAAAUGUCAUUAGAAAAUCGCAAACCGGGCGAGCGAUGCGCGAUUACUUAGCGAGUGGAAAAUGUUAUAAUUAUUUAUUUAAUAAACUUAGCUGUUUCCACUAACAUUAUGGUGUCGAUUUCAGAUAAAUAUAUACUCGUACA
Molecule: messenger RNA, 1142 nt
Organism: Vollenhovia emeryi
Lineage: Eukaryota; Metazoa; Arthropoda; Insecta; Hymenoptera; Formicidae
Exons: 4
Coding region: 754-1050 (98 amino acids)
Source: RefSeq, a predicted model, not a curated record